Penicillium chermesinum is the source of this 2049-nucleotide messenger RNA. RefSeq names its product sodium:solute symporter family protein. Gene Ontology annotation, cellular component: plasma membrane. NCBI's taxonomy places the organism in Eukaryota, Fungi, Ascomycota, Eurotiomycetes, Eurotiales, Aspergillaceae. Gene Ontology annotation, molecular function: urea transmembrane transporter activity; spermidine transmembrane transporter activity; putrescine transmembrane transporter activity. Gene Ontology annotation, biological process: spermidine transport; putrescine transport; urea transmembrane transport. The coding region runs from base 1 to 2049 and encodes 682 amino acids. The record is from RefSeq and is a predicted model, not a curated record. The transcript has 4 exons.
AUGGCCGCUGAGACUGUCAGUUUCACGGCUCCCUUGUCGCAAGGAUUUGGAUAUGGCAUUAUCCUUGGGUUAGGUUUUGCCUUUGCGCUUCUGAUGAUUUUCAUCACUUGGGCUUUGAGACGAUACCAGAAUGAAGUCCAGACAUCCGAAAUGUUCUCAACGGCUGGCCGAUCCGUCAAAUCCGGACUGGUGGCUGCGGCAGUCGUGAGUAGUUGGACAUGGGCAGCAACCCUUUUGCAAUCUUCUGCAGUCGCAUAUAAGUAUGGCAUUUCAGGGCCAUUUUUCUACGCAUCUGGCGCAACAGUACAGAUUCUCCUCUUCGCGACGCUAGCUAUCGAGCUUAAGCGACGUGCCCCCAAUGCGCAUACCUUCCUGGAAGUUAUCCACGCCCGUUACGGGACAAUAGUUCAUGUUGUUUUCAUUGUUUUCUGUCUUAUGACCAACAUUCUCGUUACUGCCAUGCUGCUGACUGGUGGAUCUGCCGUGAUGACUUCGUUGACUGGCGUGUCGACUCCGGCCGCCUGUUUCUUGUUGCCAAUUGGUGUCGUGCUAUACACCCUUUUCGGUGGUAUCAAGGCAACUUUCAUCACCGACUAUCUGCACACGGUGGUGAUCUUGGUUGUUAUUUUCCUUUUUGCGUUCUCGGCCUACGCUACCAACGCUCAGCUUGGGUCUCCUGGCCGUGUAUACGAUGCUUUGGUCGCGGCUUCGCAGCGUCACCCUGUCGAAGGAAAUGCCCAAGGCAGCUAUCUUACUAUGAGAUCAAAGGAGGGCGGUAUUUUCUGGGUAAUCAACCUCAUUGGAAACUUUGGCACUGUCUUCCUGGACAAUGGAUACUACAACAAGGCAAUUGCCGCCAGCCCCGUCCACGCAUUCCCCGGAUACGUGAUUGGUGGUCUCUGCUGGUUCGCGAUUCCUUGGCUAUGCGCUAGCACUUUGGGUAUCUCUGCCUUGGCCCUCGAGGGACCCGCGCGACUCAGCCCCGACGACGUGACAGCCGGACUGGUUCUUCCCUUUGCCGCCGUCAAGCUCCUCGGAUAUAGCGGCGCCGUGGCAACAACUCUUAUGAUCUUCAUGGCCGUAACAUCCGCCUUUUCCGCGCAGCUCAUCGCCGUGUCAUCCAUCUUCACUUACGAUAUCUACCAAGCCUACAUCGACCCCGCAGCCAAGGGCAAGAAGCUCGUGUGGAUCUCGCAUAUGUCUUGCAUUGUAUACUCGAUCAUCAUGGCCGGGUUCGCCACAGGCCUCUACUACGCCGGUGUUGGCAUGGGCUAUCUAUACCUUCUGAUGGGCGUGAUCAUCUCCUCCGCCGUAUUCCCCGGCGCCAUGACCCUUCUCUGGAAGGGCCAGAACUGGAUUGCUGCCGCCGCAUCGCCCCCGCUCGGACUCGCCGUUUCCCUCAUCGCCUGGCUGGUGACCACGAAGACCCAGUACGGCGAGCUCAACGUGAUCACCACCGGCGAGAACUACCCAAUGCUGGCAGGAAACGUUGCUGCCCUGCUCAGCCCGAUGGUUUUCGUUCCCGUCUUUACCUACGUCUUCGGGCCCCAGAACUACGACUACGAGUCUAUGAAGCAGAUCCGCAGGGUCGAUGACACCGACGUCGCUGCCGCCGCACACGUUGAUAUCGAGCUCAUACCGGGCGAGGCGGGACCCUCGGACAUCCAGAGCGAGGAGGAAACGCGCAAGCUGAACAAAGCGGCUCUCUACUCGCGCACUUUGACCGUCUUCAUGGCACUUGCGCUGCUGAUUCUCUGGCCGAUCCCAAUGUACGGCUCAUCGUACGUGUUCAGCAAGCCGUUUUUCACUGGCUGGAUCGUCGUGGGGAUCCUGUGGCUCUUCUGCACUCUCUUUGGCGUUGUCAUCUUCCCGCUGUGGGAGGGCCGGGAGAGCAUCAUUCGGGUGGCUCGUAUGAUGGCCUACGACAUGGUUGGCGUGCGGCCGGCUGUCUAUCGCGGACGCAAGGCUGAGGCGGAUGCGUCUGGAGUAGAGACUCCGACGGAGCAAAUCGGCGAGAAGGCCAAGGAGGCUGAUACGCCAGCGUAUUAG